CAGGGGUGCAGCCUGGCGUUGUGGAGCAGAGGAAAGACGCGAAGGGCUCCUGUGGUAUUUACGGGCCUACGACUUAAAACUCCAGUAGAAUUUGUUCAGAAACGAUCCCUCCCCACCCCCACCUCCCUACCGCGCAAACAGUAAACGAGUCACUGUAUGUAUGCCUUGUUUCCUGGAAGCAUGAGUCUGUUGGGACUUGGGACAAGAAGAAAACAAGACAUCUUCACAAGGAAAAUCAGACACUAAAAAACUACCCCAGAUUCUGAAGAGAUAGAACACAAACAUGACCGACAGUGGACUUCGGGAGCCUCAAGAGAACUCUCAAAAGUAUUCGGAAAAUGAUCCAUCAAUAAAUUCUCAGGCACAGGAGACCACAAUCACAGCAAGUACCAUUGAAGAAGCUCAGACUCCACACCCUGCCUCUGGUCUUAACAAAGAGCACCAAGGGAUAGAGACAAUAAAUCCAGAAAGUGCAGAUACAGUUGAUGAAUCAGAAAGUCCAGAUGAAACAAAUUUUGGGGACUCUCCAAAGGAAAAAACAGAACAUGAGAACAACCAGAGUUUUCAGGAUAGAAAACAAGGGCAUCACGUCCCUUCAGAAAAUCUGUGUGAAGAACCCUUGGAUCCAGAUCCUGACCAUUCUGCAAGUGAUAAGGAAGGAAGAGCAGAUGUACACUUAGAGAGCAGCUCUGCAGCCCUCCCUGAGGAAGUGAGUGACAGAACUGGAGCUUCUCAGGAGCCAUCUGCUGCAGUAAUCCAGGAGGCCCAAAGCCCUGGUCAUUCCAGGGUGGGUCUAGAGAGCCAGGAUACACUGAGGAGGCGACUGCCUCCAGAGGCUGAAAAUCGUCAACAAGAAACACAAAAAUCGGAAGAAAAGAAAGAGAAUGCACAAGAAGCCAUAAUAAAGAUUAGUAAAAAGGCUUUUUGGAGCUAUGGCCCCAUCUUUGUUGGCUUCCUGGUUGUGGCUUUUGUGCUAAAUUCUGUUAAUAGCUACUAUUCAUUUCCAGCCCAGCAAGUACCCCAAAAUCCAGCUUUGGAGGCCUUCUUGGCUCAGUUCAGUCAGUUGAAGGAUAAAUUUCCAGGUCAGAGUUCCUUCCUUUGGCAGAGAGGACGUAAGUUUCUCCAGAAGCACCUCAAUGCUACAAACCCUACUGAGCCAGCCACGAUCAUAUUUACAGCAGCUCAGGAGGGGAAAGAGACCCUGAAGUGCCUGAGCCACCACGUUGCAGAUGCCUAUACCUAUUCCCAGAAAGUCUCUGCCAUUCAAAUUGAUGGGGCUGGAAGAACCUUGCAGGACAGUGACACAGUCAAGCUGUUGGUUGAUAUGGAACUGAGCUAUGGAUUUGAGAAUGGCCAGAAGGCUGCUGUGGUACACAACUUUGAGUCCCUUCCUGCGGGCUCCACCUUGAUCUUCUACAAGUAUUGUGAUCAUGAGAAUGCUGCCUUUAAAGACGUGGCUCUGGUCCUAACCGUUCUAUUAGAAGAGGAAACAUUAGAAGCAAGUGUAGGCCCAAGGGAAACUGAAGAAAAAGUGAGAGAUUUACUCUGGGCCAAGUUUACCAACGCGGACACUCCCAGCUCCUUCAACCACAUGGACUCAGACAAACUGAGUGGGCUCUGGAGCCGUAUUUCGCACCUGGUACUGCCUGUCCAGCCUGUGAGGAGCAUAGAGGAACGGGGUUGCCUUUUUAAAAGCUAAGCUCAGAGUUGAUUAUAGAAGGCACAGGCUUAUGAAAAAGUUUAAAGGCCUUCCAUUCAUGAGGAAGAAGGUUGAUAAAUGUGAAGAAAUAGCCUGAAAAGCACAAAUGAACUUAUGUUAGAAAAAGAGUUUCCAUAUUUUACUUUUUGUAAAAUCUUUAAUAAUCUAAGCCUUGACAAAGCUAAAAA
Messenger RNA from Microcebus murinus (gray mouse lemur), 1887 nucleotides. NCBI's taxonomy places the organism in Eukaryota, Metazoa, Chordata, Mammalia, Primates, Cheirogaleidae. The record is from RefSeq and is a predicted model, not a curated record.